AGAGUGAAAGUUUUGCAAUUAUAAAACAACGAUGGAGUAGAAAUUAUGACGAAAAAAAGACCAAAAGAGUGAGAAUUCCUGGUGACCCCCAGACCCGAUAUCUUUCGUCGUUCUUUCCUCUUUCUGGGCAAAAGCUCUUUGCUUCUCAUCUUUGAUCUGGAACAUUGCUGAAUCCGCAAUUCAAUCGUUUUCUCAUUGAAUUGGCUCAAUCAGAAUCAUUAACAUCAAAUUUUUGAAACGCAAAAUCAAAACCUUUUGAAAUUUGACAAGAAUUUGGUUCAGUUGAGUUCUUUGAGUGCUUUUAUUGACUGCAACUAGCUAGAUUAUUGUAUGAUUAGUACUGUUUUCUGACAUUCUAGUUGAGAAAGAGAGAAAAAGAGAAAAAGAGAGAGAGAGAGAGAUUAUGGACAAAGUGAAGAGCUUGUUGGGCCAAAAGCCAAACCCUCAGCAACUGAUGAGGGAUUGGCAAAGGCGUCUUCGUCAGGAGACUCGCAAUAUCGAUCGCCAAAUCCGAGAUAUUCAGAGGGAAGAAAAGACUGUGCAGAAGGCAAUUAGGGAAGCUGCCAAGAGAAAUGACAUGGGUUCUGCAAAGGCUCUUGCUAAGGAAAUUGUCACGUCAAGAAAAACUGUUAAUCGUCUUUAUGAGAAUAAAGCUCAACUAAAUUCAAUCUCAAUGCACCUUGGAGAAAGUGUUGCUAUUGCCCGGACUGUGGGUCAUUUGCAAAAGAGUGCUGAGGUCAUGAAACUUGUUAACAACCUCAUGAAAGCUCCACAAAUCGCUGUUACGAUGCAAGAAUUCAGCAAAGAGAUGACCAAGGCAGGGGUAAUUGAAGAGUUUGUUAAUGAGACUCUUGAUGAUGCACUGGAUUCUGAAGACAUAGAAGAGGAGACAGAGGAAGAAGUUGACAAGGUCCUGACAGAGUUGGCCAGUGAGACUGCUGCACAACUUCCUGUUGCAGCAAGGAGAGAAAAGAUUAAAACUCCUGCACAAAGCACGAGUGUAGAGGAUGAGGAACCAAUUGCUGAAGGCGUAGAUGAGGUGAAAGAAAUGGAGGAGUUAAGGGAACGCCUAGCCAAAGUGAGAUCAUAAGAUAUCUCUUGGCCAAGAACUUGUACCCUAGAUGAGCUUGGAGUCAUGUAGAGAAAUUCGGUUGCAAGAACUAAUAUUGUAUAAGCUUCAAAUCAUGUAAUAUUAUUUCAGAUUACUUGAUCAUGGAAAACAAUUUUGCUUUUCAACUUGGAGUACGGCUAAAUAGCAAACAAUUAAUUACCAAACAAGAGAAAGGACAGGAAAUGGGGCCACACAAGUGAAGUGCAAUAACCAAAACGUCUUUUCUUUCUCUUGUUUGGUGACAAACUGUUACGUAUUUAGCUGUUCUAUUUUUAGCUGUUCUAUUAACAUAAUUAUAUACGAGAUAAUAGGUUCACUGUGGUUUUUCCACACUUGUCAAUGUUACCA
Molecule: messenger RNA, 1459 nt
Organism: Beta vulgaris subsp. vulgaris (sugar beet)
Lineage: Eukaryota; Viridiplantae; Streptophyta; Magnoliopsida; Caryophyllales; Amaranthaceae
Product: vacuolar protein sorting-associated protein 24 homolog 1
Exons: 7
Coding region: 404-1090 (228 amino acids)
Biological process (GO): protein transport; late endosome to vacuole transport; endosome transport via multivesicular body sorting pathway
Cellular component (GO): ESCRT III complex; multivesicular body
Source: RefSeq, a predicted model, not a curated record